CCUGUCGCGACAGCUAGACGCUUGUAGGUUGGGCUAAGGAUCCACUCCGGGAAGCAGUUCCUCUCCAGAGCCCCAACAUGUCCGAGCAAGGGGAGCCCGCCGGCCUCACCGAUGAAGCAGCCUUCAGUGCCUGCUCCGACCCUCAUCCCAGCACGAAGGAUUUUCUGCUGCAACAGACGAUGCUAAGGAUAAAAGAUCCCAAAAAGUCUCUGGAGUUUUAUACUAAGGUUCUCGGAAUGACCCUACUCAACAAGUUUGACUUCCCUGCUAUGAAGUUCACCCUCUACUUCUUGGCUUACGAAGAUAAAAAUGAUAUUCCAAAAGAUAAAAAAGAGGGAAUUGCGUGGACUCUGUCUAGAAAGGGCGUAUUAGAACUGACGCACAACUGGGGCACUGAAAAUGAUGAGAGUCAGGCUUACCACAAUGGCAAUUCAGAUCCCCGAGGAUUCGGUCAUAUUGGAAUUGCUGUUCCUGAUGUAAAUGCAGCUUGUAAAAGAUUUGAGGAGCUGGGAGUGAAAUUUGUCAAAAAACCAGAUGAUGGUAAAAUGAAAGGACUUGCUUUUAUCCAGGAUCCUGAUGGCUACUGGAUUGAAAUCCUGAAUCCGAACCAUAUGACAACUAUAAUCCCAAUUGGAAAUACUGCGUAGUGAUCUUGCCAUCGAGAGACUGAAAAUUCUUAACAAUGUCCUUUUGAUUUAACAAAAAGUUGUUCUAGUCAUUCGCCAAAUGAUAAACAAAUGGGAAUGAACAGUAUUCCCUUUCCCCUUGCUAUGUCUGCAAAGGUAGGAGAUUGGAAGCUUCCAUUUCUAGCUUGUGGUGAGCUAUACUUUGCCAUUUUGACUGAAUGCAGAAAACUAUGGUUUGCCACCCACAAACUUGGAAGUGUAGGCUUCUAAUGUCUUUUCCUAAUGCAUGAACAAAUGCAAGGAGGAUGCACAUGAAUGAGGCUUAGUGCUGCUUAUUUUCAUAAGAAAAGGCUAUGGUUUGUGCUGACUGUAUUUAAGAACCCACACAAUGGUGUACAACAGAUAAACUGUGAUUUCGAGCUGCUUAUCUUCUUUUGUCUUUGAUCUGCAUAUCUCACAAGUUCAUUCCUAUCUGCACAGAGCAGCAGCAUUUUGAGAUGGAGCAACAGUCAUAACUGGUUUAUCAGUGGUUUGUGAAUUCAGAUGUAAUGGCAGACAUUAAUUAGUGCAAACCAUGAUUGAGCCUAACAUAAGGUCAAACAUUUUUUUAAAGAAAACCCCAUAGUUUGCCAUACUGCUUGAAUGUAGCCAAUACAGUAUGUUCUGGAAUUAGUUACUUGGUUUAUCCUGCACAAAAAUCAUAAUUGUAACCUUUUUGUAGCUGGCCACAUUUUGUAGUAUAUUAUGGCCAGAUUCUUAUUCUUAGUAAAAAAAAAUAUUGUUUUGGUAUGCAAGAUGGCUGAGGUUGCAUUAUUUAAACAUGCCGGCAAAAGACAAGACUAUUUAGAUCUUUCAUGUUUUAUGAGCUGGAAGCAAAUACUGAAGUCUUGCUCCUUUUCUCUUUGAUGGUGGCAAAGCUGCAUUUGUUGGCGAUUUUUAUAAUGACCGCUUCAUGGGUUUAUAAGAAUACUUCAGCUGCAGUUACUAGUGAGGAAGUCCCAUUGAAAUCUGAGAUAUACUUCUAAGUAAGACAUAUAUAGAAUUGCACUGUUAGUCUGCAUUGUUCCUGAAUCCAGUUGAUGUUGAAUUUUAGAACACAGGUGUUGCUUUGUGCCUUGAACCCAAGUGCACAAGUUAGUAUGAACAAAAUGGCAGCGUACAGUUAAAAAUGAACAGGCAAGUACUACACUUAUGGUAUGAAUGCUAGUUACAAGUGCUUGAAGUGGGGUAGGAUGCCAUCCUACUUUUCAGGCAGACUGGAUACCACACCCACAGUUGUCCUUCAGGAGCCAGGUGGCAUGACAUAUAUUUUCUUAAUAUCAGUUUUGUCUUGGUGUAGUUCUAAAAUAAACUAAAGCCUAGAUGUCUGAAAUGUUAAUGUACCACCUAUUGCGCUCUUUACCUGACUCAGUGGGUUUCUAGUUGUUUCCAAGCUCUCCCAAGGUUUACAAAACUGACACAUGAACUAGUCAGUCUUCACCAGUGUUUAAUUUGUAUUGACACAUUUAGCCUAUGCAAUCCACACUUUGCCGAAUAGCCCUGACUCAACUGUCUUUGUUAAUCGGGGCAUUGUUAGCAGCACUUUAGAUCUCCUUUUGUGAUUAACCAGCCUUUAGUGCAGUGUUGACAUCAAAUAAUAAUAAAAAAAUAUUUUCAAGUUAAAAA
Molecule: messenger RNA, 2291 nt
Organism: Lacerta agilis (Sand lizard)
Lineage: Eukaryota; Metazoa; Chordata; Lepidosauria; Squamata; Lacertidae
Gene: GLO1
Product: glyoxalase I
Exons: 6
Coding region: 78-647 (189 amino acids)
Molecular function (GO): metal ion binding; lactoylglutathione lyase activity
Source: RefSeq, a predicted model, not a curated record